GAAGCUUUGCUUCACGGCAGUCCCGGCCAGCGAGCCAGGCUGCAUUCGCAGCUUCCGACUCCUUUUCUCCACAGGUGUGGUGCUGUUGUAGUUCUGCCCAGUAAUUCUUACUGGUAGCGUGGUGCAGCUACAUCGAAGAACAGAGUGGCAGCGUAGCUGAUGGAGUUUGCCGUUGAAGCUGAAGAGACUUCGGGAGGAGUUCUCCAGAGGGUAGCUGAGGGGGUGCGCCUGAGUCCCGAGUCCGGUAGGGAGGGAGUCGGGGACUUAGCAGGGAUGGAGGAGGCCAGUGGUGGAGAGAAGGGGAAAGGAUUUACAGGAAGGAAGAAGACAGAGAAUGCAAAAGAAGGAAGUGGGCAAAAAGCAGAGGAGAUGCGAAUGGACUUAACAAUUGUAAAGCAAGAAGUCAUGGACUGGUCGGAUGUAGAAGGCGGCUUGUUGAAUGGCCAGUGGGUAAAGCAGGAGGUGGAGGAUGGACCUGAGGUGAAGGAUGAGAAAACUGGCAUAUUAGAGGUGAAGCAGGAAGUGGAUAAUAGUAGUUUGGUGGUAAAAGAAGAGAAGGUGGAUGAACUAGGGGUAAAGGAAGAGAAGGUGAAAGUGAAGGAAGAAGUAAUGGACUGGCCAGAAGUGAAGGAAGAGAAGGAGGAUUACUUGAAGAUAAAACAGGAGGUAUUUGUUGGUCAGGAUAUAAAAGAGGAGGAGAUGAUGGAUGGAGCCUGUGUAAAAGAAGAGAAGGAUUUCAUGAAGAAAGAAAUGACGGAAGACACAAAAGUGAAAGAAGAGCCUGAGAUCAGUCCCCCAUUGGGCUGCAAGAGAAAACUGGCCAUGUCAAGGUGUGAAACUUGUGGUACAGAAGAAGCAAAGUACAGAUGUCCACGUUGUAUGCGAUACUCCUGCAGUUUGCCCUGUGUAAAGAAACACAAAGCAGAACUGACCUGUAAUGGAGUUCGAAAUAAAACUGCUUUUGUUUCAAUACAACAGUUUACUGAAAUGAAUCUCCUAAGUGAUUACCGAUUCUUAGAAGAUGUGGCAAGAACAGCAGACCAUAUUUCUAGAGAUGUUUUCUUGAAAAGACCAAUAAGCAAUAAACAUAUGUGCUUUUUGAAAAAUCGUGCUCGAAAGCAAGGUAUUGACUUAAAACUUCUACCCACUGGAUUCACCAAGAGGAAAGAGAAUUCAACAAUUUUUGAUAAGAAAAAACAAAAGUUUUGUUGGCAUGUAAAGCUCCAGUUUCCUCAAAGUCAAGCUGAAUACAUAGAAAAACGAGUACAAGAGGAUAAAACUAUUAAUGAAAUUCUAAAACCUUACAUUGAUCCUGAAAAGUCUGAUCCUGUUAUUCGUCAAAGGUUGAAAGCCUACGUUCACUCUCAGACUGAGGUCCAAAUUUUAAUGAAGGUUGAAUAUAUGCAGCAAAACCUAGUAAGUUAUUAUGAACUGGAUCCUUAUAAAAGUCUCCUAGACAAUUUGAAGAACAAAGUGAUCAUUGAAUACCCAACGUUAUAUGUUGUGUUGAAAGGAUCUAGUGAUGACAUGAAAGUUCUUCACCGAGUGAAGAAUGAAUCUACCAAGAACCUUGGCAGUGAAAAUUGAGCACUUCUUCUGGAAGAAGAAGGUGAAAAUUCCAACAGUUGCAGAGAAUUAUGCAUUGAUGGGCUUUUGGAUAAUUAGGGUAUUAUUAAUGGGCAGUUGGAAUUUUUUGAUUUGUCUGACAAGUACACAAUCUAAACCUUUUGUUGACUUUAUGUAAGGACCCUUUUUUUUAUAGUAUGAACCCCUGUUGAGCCUGAUCAACAUAGACUUUAUUAGGCUUCAAAUUUUAAUAUGUUUACUCCUUCCUAUAGCCUGGAAACUUUUUAUUAGUUUGAUGCAUGACCGCAGAUCACUGGAGUCAUCAAGUGCAUUGAAAGUUGGCAUUCUCUGUAGUGGAACUUCACUAAAGAGAACCGUUGUGCCAGGUACCAUCUAGUCAAGGAAAACUGAUCUUCCAUUAGUUGCCAUUCUUGUCUUUGGAAUAUACAUGCCAUUUUUCACCUCUUUAAGACAACUUUUAUACUUGGGAAACUCCCAAUAUGUUGUCUUGUGGAAAGGCUUAAAUAAGUACUGUUAACUACUAUUUCUUAUAUUCAGUUCAUAAAAUCAGCAUCUCCACAUUGUUUGAAUAGUCAGUGCUCAGUGCAAAUGAACUUGCCGCCUAUUCACUCAAUGAGCUAUGUUUCAUGAAUUCCAUGCCUCAUCUCAGUCCCAGUCCACUCUCAUUACCACAUAAGUGGGUGUUAUGAUGACCAUAUUGAUGCUAUGUUUUGCUACAUCAAGCAGUAAAGAAGGGGAGAAUCACUUGAAAUUCUUUGAUGUGCUAUUGAAACAUAUAUGUGUGUAUUUAUAUAUAUACAUGGCUUAAUUUAUACCUUAUGACAAUUCACAUACUGAAAUUAUGGUUUGCUAAUUUUGUUGGAAUUUAUAGUUAUGAAACUGCAAUGUGGCUAUAAAAGAGGAAAGGAUUAUUACAUCUGUAUUGCAUCUGUGUAUUUAAUGGUUAAAAAACAAUGAUAAAAUUGGACAUUAAUGGAAUUCAUUUUUAUUUUACAGUUGAAAUAAGUUUUAGACCAGAAAGAAAUCAGAGGCAUUAAAGAGACUUUGAAGGAUUAGAAAUAUGAAAAGGUAACGAGUAUAGGAAAAAUUAGAAGAACACAAAUGUGCAUAUAACCUGGCAUAGAAAUUAAAGAAGAAAAUCCAAAAACAAUAGUGUCAAAAAGACCAUUGGUAUAAAAGUACCAGUGGAAAUGUGCUUCAUAAAAAUGCAUUUUGAGAAAUAUAUUUACAUUCUAAAGCAACUUCAGAAAUCUGAUAUGAUAAAAGAUUUAUAUAGAAUUGUGUUUAUGAUAUUACUAGAUAGACAGAUAAAUUGAAUUUUAAGGGAUUCAGUUUUAUUCAAAAGUGUAAUAUGUCUUAUUAAAGCAGGGAAGAGAUAGGAUGAAUUGAAUCAAAUGUGUUACACAGUUUUGGGGAAAAGUGGAACAAAGUACCCCCCCCCAAAAAAAAAAACGUGAUC
Molecule: messenger RNA, 3046 nt
Organism: Ictidomys tridecemlineatus (thirteen-lined ground squirrel)
Lineage: Eukaryota; Metazoa; Chordata; Mammalia; Rodentia; Sciuridae
Gene: Znhit6
Product: zinc finger HIT-type containing 6
Biological process (GO): maturation of LSU-rRNA from tricistronic rRNA transcript (SSU-rRNA, 5.8S rRNA, LSU-rRNA); snoRNA localization; box C/D snoRNP assembly
Cellular component (GO): pre-snoRNP complex; nucleus
Source: RefSeq, a predicted model, not a curated record